Rosa chinensis is the source of this 1650-nucleotide messenger RNA. RefSeq lists its product as uncharacterized. The transcript has 3 exons. Lineage: Eukaryota; Viridiplantae; Streptophyta; Magnoliopsida; Rosales; Rosaceae. The coding region runs from base 194 to 1474 and encodes 426 amino acids. The record is from RefSeq and is a predicted model, not a curated record.
CAUAGUUCCAUAGACCUCCCGCUUUGCCAUCCUUAGUAGUUAUUAGACAUCUCGGAUCCCUCUCCCACCACCACUCUAGCUCUCUCUCUUUCUCUCUCUUUUCCAUAUGAAAAAGAGAGCUAGCUGAGCUAGCUAGUUGCUAACCACCUUGCUCUGCAAUAUCCUCUCCCUCUGUUUUGAUCUGCUUUUCUUUAUGGCUCUUCUCACUUUCCAACCAGAGGCCACAGAGCCCAAGAAGAAGAAGAAACAAGUCCAACCACAACCACCACCACCAUCAAAACGCAGCCACCAAAAGCACUCCUCAAAAAAGCAGCAGCCACCUCCACAAAAGCCACCCUCCUCCUCAUGGGACCAUUUCAAGAACCUCCUCACCUGCAAGCAGAUCGAGGGGUCGAGAGUCCACGACCCGUCCAAAAAUGCAAUCGGCUACUCCAAGCUCGGGUCCUCUUGCGGCUCCAUAUGCAGCUUCAGAGACGUUGUUCACGGCAACACUACUAGCCGGGUUGUUCACAGAGCCGAUAACUCGCCGGACAGUAGCUCGCUGGGUCAGGAAACCGGGUUGCUCAGUCGGAAAGUUACAAUCCGGUCCGAGUCAGGGUCAGGUACUAGAUCCAACCGCGGUGGCGGUGCUGCUUAUACGUCAUCUAAUUCGUCUAGAGGGCUGCAAUUCAGAAAGCUCUCCGGGUGUUACGAGUGCCAUUACAUCGUUGACCCUAGCAGGUACCCAGUUCCAAGGUCUACUAUCUGUGCUUGCCCUCAGUGCGGAGAGAUCUUCCCCAAAUUGGAGAGCUUGGAACUUCACCAAUCAAUUCGCCAUGCUGUAUCGGAGCUAGGCGUGGAAGAUUCCGGCAGAAACAUUGUGGAGAUAAUCUUCAAAUCGAGCUGGCUGAAGAAGGACAGUCCCAUUUGCAGGAUCGAACGGAUACUGAAGGUCCAGAACACGCAGCGGACCAUCCAACGUUUCGAGGACUGCCGCGACGCAGUGAAAAACCGUGCCCUGAACAGCACUAGAAAGAAUCCCAGGUGCGCCGCCGACGGCAACGAGCUGCUGCGGUUCCACUGCACCAGCAUCUCGUGCACGCUCGGCGCGCGUGGCUCUACAAACCUCUGCGGCUCCAUCCCGGGCUGCGGGGUCUGCACGACCAUCCGGCACGGCUUCCAAGGCGGUGGAGGAUUAGAAGUUGGCAAGGGAGUGCGCACCACUGCCAGCAGCGGUAGGGCCCACGACUCGUUGCAUUGUACGGACGGGCGCAGGGCCAUGCUGGUGUGCCGCGUGAUUGCCGGCAGGGUCAGACGCAUUGCGGACGAUGCGGCGGCUGAGGAGGAGGCUGCUGCCACCGCAUCAGCUGGUGGGUCGUACGAUUCCGUCGCCGGAUACGCCGGAGUGUACUCGAAUCUCGAGGAGCUGGUUGUGUUUAAUCCGAGGGCGAUCCUCCCGUGUUUCGUAGUUAUUUACAAAGCUCUUGACUCUUAGAUAGAUGCCCUAGUUUCUGUGCCAGUUGCUUACUAUGUAUUCAUUUCAAUACAAGAUAGGAUUUUUUUAUCCCACCAAAAAUGAAAAAUCCUAUAUUGUAUUUCAUUGUUUAGGUGCCAGUAGUAUCAACUAAAUUAAUUUCAGUGUGUUGGUGUAUAUACCAUCUUUUCGGUCUA